UCUACGUCAAAGUGGCGCGCUUCCCUGUAUUGAUUUGUGACUCAACUUUCACUGAAGUGUUGUUUACAUGAACUGGACAAACCAUGUCCACUUUUGUUCGAAGAGCGUCUAAGAUUCCAGAGAAAGUCCUGUCAGAUCUGGAUGAAAAUGAUUUAAAACGCUGGGGAUUGACAGGCAUUCAGCUUAGGUCUUAUCAGUUGGAUGGAGUGAGGUGGCUGACACAGUGCCUGAAACAUCAGGAAGGUUGUAUCUUAGGAGAUGAGAUGGGCCUUGGGAAGACAUGUCAGACGAUAUCCCUGCUGGUCUACACCAAAGGAGCUUUGGGGAAGGCAGGGCCUUUUCUGGUGCUGAGCCCGCUGUCUGUGUUAGAGAACUGGAGACAGGAGAUGCAACGCUUCUCCCCUGGCCUGUCUGUGGUGUGUUACACUGGAGACAAGGAGAAGAGGGCAGAGCUUCAGACGGAGCUGCUGGACAACGGACACUUUCACGUCUUACUCACUACCUAUGAGAUGUGUCUUAAAGAUUCUUCGUUUUUAAAAAGGUGGAAGUGGAAGAUCUUGGUGGUGGAUGAGGCCCACAGGCUUAAGAACCAGAACUCUUUGUUACACCAGACACUAAACCAGUUCUCCGUGGGCUUUAGAGUCCUGCUGACGGGCACGCCCAUCCAGAACAACCUGAAGGAGGUCUACUCCCUGCUCAGCUUCAUCCAGCCCAGCCUGUUUCCUGCCGACGACGCAGACGACUUUGUCAGCACCUAUGCAGACAUCCAGACAGACUCGGCCCUGGCCCCCGAGCUCCACCGCAUCCUGGAGCCUUUCCUGCUGCGGAGGGUCAAGGCCGAGGUGGCGGCCGAGCUGCCCAAGAAGACCGAGCUGGUGGUGUUCCAUGGCAUGUCCGCCCUGCAGAAGAAAUACUACAAGGCCAUUUUGAUGAAGGACCUGGAUGCCUUUGGGGCAGAGCAGGCCGGUAAGACCAGGCUGCUGAACAUCCUCAUGCAGCUCAGGAAGUGUGUGGACCACCCUUACCUGUUUGAUGGUGUUGAGCCAGAGCCCUUUGAAAUGGGUGAACAUUUGGUGGAGGCCAGUGGCAAACUGUUUCUACUGGACAGUAUUUUAGCAUAUCUGUGCAAAGAGGGCCAUCGUGUUCUGCUGUUUUCUCAGAUGACUAGGAUGCUGGACAUACUACAGGACUACUUGGAAUAUAGAGGUUACAGCUAUGAGCGUCUCGAUGGUUCUGUGCGCGGUGAGGAGCGUAACCUGGCCAUCAAGAACUUCAGCACCAAGGAUGUGUUUGUCUUCCUCCUCAGCACCAAGGCCGGUGGCGUGGGCAUGAACCUCACGGCGGCGGAUACUGUCAUAUUCGUUGACAGUGACUUCAACCCACAGAAUGACCUCCAGGCUGCAGCUCGAGCCCACCGCAUUGGCCAGACAAGGACGGUGAAGGUUAUCCGGCUGGUGGGCCGGGACACGGUGGAGGAGAUCAUCUACAGGCGCGCAAUCAGCAAGCUGCAGCUCACCAACACGGUCAUCGAGGGCGGACGCUUCUCAUUGCUCGACCAGGCCCAGUCUGCUGCCAAUGGACUUCAGCUGAGUGACAUCCUGAAGUUUGGGGUGGAUAAGCUUCUAGCGUCGGACGAGAGCUCGGUUCAGGACGUGGAACUGGGACUGAUCCUAGGUCAGUCUCGCGACGGCCAGUGGCUCACAGAGGACGAUCCCGUCCCCUCAACAGAGGACGAAGACACAGAAUCAGACACGGAUGGCCAGAACCACAUGUACUACUUUGAGGGGAAGGACUACUCGCGGGACCCCAGCGCAGAGGACCAGGAGGCCUUCAGCUCGCUGCUGCAGGAACAACUAGACCAGCUGCAGGAGGCUGGCAGCGAGGGAAGAGCGUUGCGCGGUAACAUUGGAGCGUCUCUUGCGGGGCCCCUGCGGAGCCCCCUGAAGCUGAAGCGACCCCUGAGCACAGCCGAACUAGAGGAGCGGAGGCAGCGGAGGCAGGAGGCCACCGCCAAGAGGGCCAAGCUGAUGGAGGACCGCCGCAAGAGGCAGGAGGAACAGAGGCAGCGCAAGAAGAUGGCCUGGUGGGAAACAUGCGGGUAUACAUCUACAUGUUUGCCCGCUCUGGACUCAGAAGGCGAAGAGGAGGAGGAGGAGGAUGAAGACGACGACGCUGCUAGUGGCUGCUCCACUGACUCUGAGCACAUGGCCAUCCGCUACGUGCUGGGGGACGUCACACACCCUAACGUGGCCCAGGAGGACGCCAUCAUAGUCCACUGCGUCGAUGACUCUGGUCGCUGGGGGCGAGGCGGCCUGUUCACUGCACUUGAGCUUCGGUCUGAUGAGCCACGCAAGCAAUACGAACUGGCUGGGGACAUGAAAGACUUGAAGCUGGGGCACGUACUCUUUUUCCCCAUUGAUGAUAAGCAAUCCAGACUGGAUGGGAAAGACCAUCUGGCGCUGAUCGUGGCCCAGAUGCGGGACAAGGCAAACAACCUCUCUGGCAUCCAGCUCAGUGCCCUGGAAGAGGGCCUCAGGAAGAUAUCCAAGGUGGCCAAGGACAAAAGAGCAAGUGUCCACCUACCCCGCAUCGGACACGCAACAAAGGCCUUCAACUGGUAUGGCACCGAGAGGCUCAUUCGGAAACACCUGGUCACAAGGGGCAUCCCAACAUCCAUAUACUACUAUCGCAGGGCUUCCAGCUCGACACCGUCCACAUCUGCACAUCGACCAGCCGGCGACCAGAGCGUCUCCCCACCAGCCCAAACAGCACUCCUGUCUCCGCCUGACUCUCCGGCAUCGCCUGCCUCCCAGCGUUCCUCGAGUCCCGGGGGAGCAGCUAGGGGAGACGGUUCUGUAGAGCCGGCCGGGUCCGGUCACAGCACGGCUACGACCACGUUCAGCCUGUCUGAUUUCAUGAGCGGCGUUCGCGUCUUCUUCUACAACAUGGCGGCAUCAGACAAGAAGAGGCUGUCCCGCCACCUCAUUGCCUAUGACGGUGACGAAGAGGACAUCAUGAGUUCACACGUCACUCAUAUCGUGGCAGAGGUGGAUAAUCCCGCAUACACACAGGAGCUGCGGGAGCUUGUACGCCACUACCCCCAGGCUGUAGCUGUGAACAAAACGUGGCUAGAGUCCUGCUUUUCCAAACAGAAGAAAGUCAGCAGCUCAUCAUUCCUGCACAAGCUGCAAUGAUCAAUGACACCUGUACUGUAACGGCCACCACCUUAUUUAUUUCGGUCUGAAGGAAAAUAUUGCCACGGAUGAACAUAAGGAAAAUAUUGCCACGGUUUGGCUUCCAAUGUAAUGGAAAUAAAAUUAUACUUGUAUUUAAUAA
This is a messenger RNA of Alosa alosa (allis shad), 3336 nucleotides long. RefSeq names its product chromodomain helicase DNA binding protein 1-like (gene chd1l). Gene Ontology annotation, biological process: DNA repair; chromatin remodeling. The transcript is spliced from 26 exons. The record is from RefSeq and is a predicted model, not a curated record. NCBI's taxonomy places the organism in Eukaryota, Metazoa, Chordata, Actinopteri, Clupeiformes, Clupeidae. Gene Ontology annotation, molecular function: ATP-dependent chromatin remodeler activity; DNA helicase activity; ATP binding. Gene Ontology annotation, cellular component: nucleus. The coding region runs from base 84 to 3194 and encodes 1036 amino acids.